CAUGGACAGCUGGGCUCCAUUAAUGCCAGAUUUUACAGGUACACUGCAAACUGGGACAGUUCUAAAUGUCUUUAUUCUUCUUGCAAACCAGUUUGUAGAUCAUGUCAAAGCUUUUCUGAGGCCAAUCAUACCCUUCUAAGUUCUGAAGCUAACCUUUUCAAGUAGCUAGUUUAGGGUCAAAGAGAUAUUUUGUUUUGUUUCUGAGUUUCUGACCAAAACUGAGAUUGGGUUUCUUGUGAGUUACAAGAUGUGUAAUGUGCAUGUUGCUUGUUUGCUUCAAAGUUUGAGUUGGGUUUGAUCUCAAAGCAAGUAAGCAAGUUGGGUUUUGAUUUCUUGAGCUUACAUAAAGGGUCCAAGUGUUUUGUGGGUCUUAAAUGGUGGAUUUAGAUUGCCAGUGUUCUAAAAUGUCUUGGAAUCAAGCUCAAAUCAAGCUCCACCAUCCUCAAUCUCGGUUUCUGAAUAGUGAAUAUCAGAAGCAAUCGAUCCCACCAUCUUCAUCUUCUGGCAAUAAAAUUAGUCCAGCAAUUCUGUUCAUCAUAAUUGUUCUAGCUGUUGUGUGUUUCGUAUCCGGAAUCCUUCACUUGCUUGUUAGAUUUCUCACCAAGCAUAGAUCUUCAUCGAUUUCUGAAUCCAAUAGAUACCCGGAAAUGUCUGGGUCUGGAGUUCUCCAGAGACAGUUACAGCAGCUCUUCCAUCUUCAUGAUUCUGGAUUAGAGCAAGCUUUCAUUGAUGCUCUUCCUGUGUUCCUUUAUAAAGAGUUGAAGGUCCUAAAUGAACCGUUCGAUUGUCCUGUUUGUUUGUGUGAGUUUACUGAAAAGGACCAGCUGAGAUUGCUUCCAUUAUGUAGUCAUGCUUUUCACAUUGAUUGCAUAGAUACAUGGUUACUGUCUAAUUCUACAUGCCCUCUUUGUAGAGGGACACUACAUACAGAAGGGAUUGCCAUUGAGAACCCGAUUUUUGAUUUCGAUGAUUUGAGGGAAGAGGAGGGUUUUUCAGAGAAUGGAGGAAAUGGGGGUAUGAUUUCUGGUCAAAAGUCUGCAGAGAAUGAGAUUGAAAAGAGAGUGUUUUCUGUGAGACUUGGAAAGUUUAGAAGUACUACUACUACUACUACAAAUGUGGAAGAAGAUGAAGGAAGAGGUGUGGAGAGAGUAGAGGGAGAGACUAGUAGUAGUAAGUUGGAUGCAAGGAGAUGUUACUCAAUGGGAUCAUACCAAUAUGUUGUUGCUGAUUUAGAGGUUCAAGUUGCUCUGAGGCCCAAAAGAUCAAGUGGUAAUGGUGAAAGUAUGAGGAUUGUGAAAGGAAGAGUUGGGCAAAAUGGGAAUUCAAACAAUGAUAGUGAUAGUGAGGGGAAAAAAAUUGGAGGUAAAGGUGAAAGCUUUUCUGUUUCCAAAAUUUGGCUAUGGCCUAAAAAGGGCAAUUUUCCAACUUCUGCAGAAACCCAAAUGGCCACUUCUUCCUCAGCUACUGUGGGUUUGCCAUGGAGUGGUAAUAGAUCUCAGGAAACAUGAUCUUCAUUAUUGUAGUUUGUAUUUCUACAUCAUAUAAUGGAUCUGUAUAAAUUCUUUAUCAGAAAAAAGAGCUGUAGGCUUUGCUUUGUUCUGGAAUUUGAUUUCUUUGCUGUCAUGCUAGAUCCUGUUCCAAAUAACUUUGUCACAAAUUGCAGUGCGCACUUUAUCUUUUGUGUAAGAUGAUGUAUAAUGACUUUGGCAAAUGCUUUUACUUUAACUACAACUUUAG
Fragaria vesca subsp. vesca is the source of this 1737-nucleotide messenger RNA. Its product is annotated as RING-H2 finger protein ATL46-like. The transcript has a single exon. The record is from RefSeq and is a predicted model, not a curated record. The coding region runs from base 375 to 1508 and encodes 377 amino acids. Lineage: Eukaryota; Viridiplantae; Streptophyta; Magnoliopsida; Rosales; Rosaceae.